Molecule: messenger RNA, 5987 nt
Organism: Dermochelys coriacea (leatherback sea turtle)
Lineage: Eukaryota; Metazoa; Chordata; Testudines; Dermochelyidae
Gene: GRHL1
Product: grainyhead like transcription factor 1
Exons: 16
Coding region: 1365-3275 (636 amino acids)
Biological process (GO): regulation of transcription by RNA polymerase II
Cellular component (GO): nucleus
Molecular function (GO): DNA-binding transcription activator activity, RNA polymerase II-specific; RNA polymerase II cis-regulatory region sequence-specific DNA binding
Source: RefSeq, a predicted model, not a curated record
GAUGAAGUGGCUGGCCGUGUAGCAUUGCAGGAUCUCUAGGCGGGAGUGGCAGCAGCCGCUGGAGUGACUGGGGGUUAGCGUCAGCCUCUCCCUGUUGGUGGGUUUGGGGCGGGUGCCCCGUAGCCGGGCAUCUACCUGACCCUAUUCGGCCCUUGGUGAAAUAGUCUUGCUCCUUUCAAGCGGCCUGGCCGGACGCAGGCGGCGAGGGGGGCCUGAGCAGAUCUCUGGGGUGUCCCCCACGAGCGGGGUUGUGUGUGUUUUGUACGUUGGCAGACUCCGGAGCACCUGCGGCUGCCGGGGGUGAGGUACGGACUUCAGCCAGAGCCUAGCGCCUGUCCUCCUUUCUCCUCCUGCGGAGCCCCGCCUUCCCAGCGCAGCGCGGGGCCUCUGGGCGUGCGGGUUUAUCUCUGUUCCGUAUAGGGCCGGCAGAUGGACCCAGGGUCAGGAGCUCCCCGCUCUGAGCUGCAUGGUACAAGCUCUUGCGUUAAAUCCGCCGAGAUCCCCCCUGUCGAUUUUCCGAACCCGUUCUCCCCCCCCCCCCCCGUUUAAAUAAAGCGCUCCCGGGCGGGGAUCGGGUAACAACCACAAAGUCAGGCGUUUAUUUCUGGCAGAGGGAAAUCUCGCGUCUUCCGCCUGGGAGGAGAACUUCUGACUUCGCCCAUAGGUUUCUGUAGUGGCCUCCGAGCCUUAGCCUGCAUCUUUGGGACCCAUCCACCCUCGUUCCCUGCCUGCGUGCAGCGAUGGGAUCUCGAAUGGCCCGCUUGCUGCUGGGGGAAGCUGUGAGGAUCAGGGUCACCAGGAUCCUCCUGUGUCUGAAGUUUAGUUUAGUUCUUUUGUUUUGGAAUCGCUCUCUCUUCUCUCCCCCACUUUCUGUUAUAAUCAAACUAUUGAGAAGACAGUCCGGCUUUGAAACUCGACACCUGUACUGAGGCGUUGGUCACCAUCUUCUUCCUCCUCCUCCUCCACUUUUCUUUAAAUGCUGAGUGCGGCGAAUAAUCAGUCCGUGUCUGUCAGGAGGAGCCUCUCAGCCUUCAGAAGUGCAUAGGGGGCUGUAGACAUUCACCCCGCCCACAGCACUUGUUUCGAUGAGCUUUUCUAAUGCAGGAUCUUACCGAGUUGCGCGGUGUGCUGCUUUUUUCUCCUCUUGAAGAUUUAAGAACAAGGGCUGGGAAGUGGGAGCAGCGUUAACUGGGACAUCAUUAUUUGAGGCACACCUAGGUUUUUUUAAUGACUUGAACAUUGUUGCUCUAAUUUAAAGAGAUUUCCUGGGCUUGGCCUUUGGCAGUGUUAGAUCUUGAUGCACAGAUUUGUAAAAACUGUCUUUUAAAAUACAAGCUUCUUAUAUGCUGUAGGACCAAGAUCUGAUGGAUUUUUAUGAAACCCACGCUACUGGAAAAAUGGACUUCCCCAGCAAAAGGCCCGUGUUGGUUCUUCAGAAUGACUCUCUCUACUCCCAGAGGCGUCCAUACACCAGUGAAGAUGAAGCCUGGAAGUCCUUCCUUGAAAAUCCCCUUACAGCAGCCACCAAAGCCAUGAUGAGCAUCAAUGGCGAUGAAGACAGUGCAGCUGCCCUGGGAUUGCUAUAUGACUAUUACAAGGUUCCCAGAGAAAGAAGGACUUCAACAGCAAAACCAGAUGUAGAUCACCCUGACCAAGAUCAUAGCAAAAGGAACAGCAUCCCGACAGAACAAUCGCUCAUUUCUACUGGAGAAAACAGAGUGCAGGUUCUGAAAAAUGUGCCUUUCAAUAUUGUUCUUCCGCAUGCUACUCAAAUGGCCAUGGACAAGAGAGGCCAUCUGACAACCCCUGACACCACUGUCACUGUUUCCAUUGCAACAAUGCCCACGCAUUCAAUUAAAACAGAGACACAGCCUCAUGGCUUCACUGUGGGCAUCCCUCCCACUGGCUACCACACCGAGCCCCCCGAACGGGUGCUGGUUUUCGACAGGAAUCUCAACCCUGAUCAGUUUAGUUCCAGUGCUCAGCCUCAGAACUCCCAGAGGCGCACACCGGACUCCACCUUCUCGGAGACCUUCAAAGAAGGCGUGCAAGAGGUUUUCUUUCCUGCUGAACUAAAUCUGCGGAUGGCCAGCAUGAGUUCAGAGGACUAUGUUUUUGACAACAUUGCUGGGAAUAACUUUGAAUACACCUUAGAAGCUUCCAAAUCACUUCGUCAGAAGCCAGGGGACAGCACAAUGACAUACCUAAACAAGGGUCAGUUUUAUCCGAUCACUCUUAAAGAAGUCAGCAGCAGUGAAGGAGUCCACCACCCAAUCAGCAAAGUCAGAAGCGUCAUCUUGGUCGUGUUUGCUGAAGACAAAACAAGAGAAGAUCAAACCAGGCACUGGAAGUACUGGCACUCGAGGCAGCAUACAGCCAAACAAAGAUGCAUUGACAUUGCCGACUAUAAGGAGAGCUUCAACACAAUCAGUAACAUUGAAGAGCUUGCAUACAAUGCCAUAUCCUUCAAUUGGGACAUUAAUGAUGAAGCAAAGGUUUUUAUUUCUGUAAACUGCCUCAGCACAGAUUUCUCCUCUCAGAAAGGAGUUAAAGGGCUGCCCUUGAACAUUCAGAUUGACACCUACAGCUACAAUAACAGGAGUAACAAACCCAUCCACAGGGCCUACUGCCAGAUUAAAGUCUUCUGUGACAAGGGAGCAGAAAGGAAGAUCAGAGAUGAAGAACGAAAACAAAGCAAAAGAAAAGGCAAGUGUACUGACCCCAGCUCCCAAUUGAAUGCCUUUCCCGAUGUCAAAGUGCCAAUGCUUCCUUCCCACAAGCGGACAGACGUCACUGUCUUCAAGCCGUCCCAAGAUCUUGACACUCAGCCAGUUCUUUUUAUCCCUGACGUUCACCAUUCCAGUCUUCAGCGUGGGACUCAUGUCCUUCCGGUUGCACCAGAAGAACUGGAGGGUGAAGGCUCUAAUAUGAAGAGGGGGCCUUAUAUAUCUGAAGAUGAUUUUAUUGCACCUCCCAAUAAGUUGACCAGAAUAGAGGAACCAAAACGAGUGUUGCUGUAUGUCCGAAAGGAGUCGGAAGAAGUCUUUGAUGCACUUAUGCUAAAGACACCAUCUCUGAAAGGUCUAAUGGAAGCUAUAUCUGACAAGUAUGAUGUUCCUUUUGAUAAAAUUGGAAAAAUCUUCAAGAAAUGUAAAAAAGGAAUCCUGAUCAACAUGGACGACAAUAUUGUGAAGCACUAUUCGAAUGAAGACACCUUCCAGCUACAGAUUGAAGAGGCUGGAGGAACUUACAAGCUCACUCUCACUGAGAUCUAAAACCAAAACCAUCGAACCUCUGUGGAUUUUAAAUGAAGGUCUCAGAUGAACAUUUUUCUGUAAUUUAGUCUGCCGGGUAAAACACUAAUCGCUUUCUCUAGAAGAAACCCAAUGAGUUCAGUUCUUCCAGGGAUCGGAGCAGUGUGUGUUUAGCAAAGUUGAUGCAGUCAUGUUUCUGUUCUUCCCAAAGGACAAAACAAUGCUCAUAACUCAGUGCACUUGAAAUGAGUGAACAAAGAUAUCAGGAAUUAAAUAAUAUUUAUGUACAAAACAUUAGCAAAUGGGGAUGGGGAGAGAAGCCUUGAAGUAGUGAUGAUAUUCUAACUUCUAUUUAUCUAUUAAAUAUUCAUGUGAGCCUAUCAGCUGAUAGUGUCUUAUUGGACUGCUCUCUUGUAGAUGCAGCUGCACAACUCUCAUUGAUGCUUAUGGGAGUCUAGACUCAAUGUUUACUGCUGAACAGGGCAUGUUGCUGAAAUCACUUGUUUAAUUUUUUGGGGAAUGUAAAACUGCCUUGCUCAUGAAGAACUUACCUAAGUUACUGUGUGAACUCAUUUGACAUGAAGCUGUAUUGUAUAUAAGUGCAAUAUAUUUUUGAAGGUUUGUAAAUGUGUAUAUAGGAGUCAUAUAUAUAAUAUAUAUAUAUGUAUUAAAAAUAUGGUGUUCAUGUAUAUACAGUAAAUAUAUGCAAUGAACCCUCCCUAAAAGGAUACUAUAAACAGGCAACCAGCUAUUUAAAAGCCUAGUAUGCGCCAAACCUGAGCGCACAUUCUAUAUUCAUAGAACGCACAGAGAUGACUUGUUUAAAGAGGAUUUUCCCAAGCAGAAGGAAUGAUGCUUACCGUACAGCAGACCACUCUGUACACAGUGAGGUGUGGUGGGUUAGGCUUGUGUUGUACACUACCAAAUAAAGUUCUACAAUGGCUGUGUUACUCAUAUUCUGUACCUGUAUGAGAUUGUGUAUUCUCAGUCUUGAACCUGAGAGGAGCUGUGUGCUUGUGCUUCCAGGGGAUAAGCCAACCUCUUGGGUUUAUGAAGAAGUUUUCCCUACGGCUAGCUAUUCUGUAACUGCCUGCUCCAGGAUAUCUCACACGAUCUUCUGAAUCCAGUGCUGGCUACUGUCAGAGACAAGAUAUUGGACUAGAUGGGCCAGUACGCUGAUCCAGUCUGGCAGACCCUGUGAUCCUGCAGGUGAAUAGAUAAGGAUUGAGAGAUUAAGGCCCAAGCCACCAGUAGGGCCAUGUAACGCACUGCUCACAAUCCAAAUAGGUGUGGGGGAAGUGGGCCCUGCAGGCUGGCAAGCACACCAUGCUCCGUGUUCAUUGUGAAGCAUCAAGCCUGCAUCUGUGAGAAGAGAAACUGAGCAGUGGCUGUCUGUGACCAAAACACUGUUAAAUAUUAAAAUAUUUAAUAUUAAAAAUAUUUAAAAUUGCUGCUAUGCAGAGAAUAUGCUAUCAUACUCUGACUAUUCUCCCGUUUUCCAGCACCAGGCCUGCUACCCCUCCAUUAUUCCUCAGUGAUCAAUUUGGUGCAGAGACAGAGAUUUGCUGACCUACUGAGCGCUCCAUAUUCUCCACGCUGUGUGAAAAUCUCUGUACAGGUUUUCAGCAAACAUUGAGUGCGCAGUGCUUUUGCAGACUGCAGACAGCUUGUAGGACUCAAACCUGAAAAAGAAACAUGUCUGUAAUGCCGUGGGCAUAUUGAUGAGACUGCACCAGCAUGUAAUCUCUCCUAGGCACAUCCUGGUUUUAAGAAAAAAAACAGAACUCUGUUGUACUCAAGUUUCUCUGAAUUUACUGCAAUUUGGGCUUCCAUUUAUAAAUUUGGGGGGAAAUGUUACUGUGGCGAGGGAAUUCUUAUACACUCAUGUAGAAAUACAAAUUCAUUCUUAUUGUAAGUGGAAGUUUUAUUACAGAAUCAGUUUAGGGCUAGGGAAGUAGAUUUAGAUUAUUUGUAGAUGUAGAUGUAGAUGAUAUGAAUGUUAUUUCUUAUACUGUUACCUUAACAAAGUAUGUGACUUAAAUUAGGGGUGGUUUUCCACUAUAAAAUACUCUGGGAAAUGGGUCUUACUAUAAUAGCAAUGUUGUAUGUUUGAUCAAACUGGAGUUUUUGGUCUUGCCUACUGUGUUUUGUUGUUUUUUUUUAAAUUGUAUAAUUGAAGAUGUAUUUUAAACCAAAGCUAUUAAAUUUUAUAUGUCCAUUUCUAAUUACAAGACUCUCAUGUAAUUAACAAAUUUUAACCUCCCUUCUGCUGUGACUAACAUGCAAUUUUAAAACAAAAAAAAAACAACCUUGCCUCCUAAUUUCUCUUAUGGAUAUCAGCCAACAGAGGCGCCCUUUGCUUUGUUUUUAUCUCCUCAUAGCGAACACCGAAACUGUGUUUAAUAUUUAUUGAUUUCAAGCCAAAUAGAUCAGUUGAGAGAGAGUGCGUGCGCGCGCGCGCGCGCAGGCGUAUGCAUGCAUAUUUUGACAGUUAUUAAGGUAAAGGAUUAUUGGGCGGCUCCAUUGAAAUGAAUGGCAAAAUUCCCAUUGGUUUCAGUAGAGUCAGGAUUUCACCCAUGGUUGUUCUAAUGACUGUGGAGUUCUGCUGUCACUAAUAUAGUUCUUUAAUUGAACUGAGAGGUUUUGAAAAAAAAAGUUCAGAAGAUGUUUCUUUCCAUAUAAUCUCUUGUCAUGCAGGAAGCGUUUUCUAAACUCUCAGCUUGUCCUCAAAGG